UUCAGUUGACCCCCAAAAAAUUAAAAUUCGCCUUCACCGAUUAUUCUCGUCGCCGCGCUCUUGAAAGCUUGAACUGAGAUACGAUUUUUUUUUCAGCGUUUAGGCGAAUUCACCGAGAGUUGCGGCUGGGAAUGGACGGUGACGGCGAGGAGUUGACUGCGCAGGAGACCGCUUUGUAUGACCGUCAAAUUAGGGUUUGGGGAGCUGAUGCUCAAAGAAGAUUAAGCAAAUCUCAUGUCUUAGUCUAUGGAAUGAAAGGAACUGUAGCUGAGUUUUGCAAGAAUAUUGUUCUGGCUGGAGUAGGUAGUCUGACUUUAGUAGAUGACCGGGUUGCCACUGAGGAAGUGCUUUCCUCGAAUUUUCUCAUCCCUCCUGAUGAGAAUGCGUAUAGUGGAAAGACCCUUGGUGAGCUUUGUUGUAAUUCACUUAAAGACUUCAACCCUAUGGUUCGUGUUUCCAUUGAGAAAGGUGAUUUGUCGAGUUUUGAUGUUGAAUUCUUCAGCAAAUUCGAUGUUGUUGUCGUCAGUUGUUGCUCGCUUUCAGCCAAAAAACUGGCUAAUGACAAAUGCAGAAAGCUAUCAAAACGUGUAGCAUUUUAUGCUGUUGACUGCAGGGAUUCUUGUGGUGAAAUUUUCGUCGAUUUGCAGGAUUAUAAAUAUUCAAAGAAAAAACAGGAUGAAACUGUUAAAUGUGACCUGAAAUAUCCAUCAUUCGAGGAUGCAUUAUCUGUACCUUGGAGGGCACUUCACAGGAGAAUGUCAAAGCUGUACUAUGCUAUGAGAGUAAUAGAAAAGUUUGAAGAGGCUGAGGGACGUAGCGCAGGGGAAGUUUCCAUUGCAGAUCUUUCUGGUGUUCUCAAACUGAAAAAGGAGAUUUGUACUGCACAAUCUCUCAAUGAAUCUCAUGUGCCUGAUACUCUUCUAGAAAGAUUGGUGACAAAUGCAAUAGAAUUUCCGCCUGUUUGUGCAAUUAUAGGGGGAAUCCUUGGACAGGAGGUUAUCAAAGCAAUUUCUGGGAAAGGAGACCCCCUAAAGAAUUUUUUCUUUUUUGAUGCUUUUGAUGGGAAGGGCAUUAUAGAAGACCUCUCUCCGAAGUGAUUAAUUAAUGGCCGAAGCUUUGGCAGUCUAAAGUAGGGAUGCAACCUUUUGCCAAAACAGCACAGAAAACUAGUAAAUUUCAAAAGAUCUCUAAAGAAAUUGACCCUUCUCCCUUAUUAACUGCUCAUAUAGCUUCCUAGUCUGUAUGUAUUUUAUCUAGACUAAUAACAGUUUAGGGUUAGGAUCUUCUCGUCAUGUAGUCACUAGACACACUCAUCAGCGUUCCUUUUGAUGUUAUGAAGCCCAAUUGUCCUUUUAUGUUUAUGUGGUGGUACUCUAUUGGGUACAUGUGGUUAUCAGUCUUUUUUAAUUAUGGAUUUACAUUAAACUCGCCGUACACAAUCAUUUGAUAAUGUAAGUUUUAUUAUAAUA
Molecule: messenger RNA, 1469 nt
Organism: Glycine soja
Lineage: Eukaryota; Viridiplantae; Streptophyta; Magnoliopsida; Fabales; Fabaceae
Product: SUMO-activating enzyme subunit 1B-1-like
Exons: 11
Coding region: 132-1097 (321 amino acids)
Biological process (GO): protein sumoylation
Cellular component (GO): cytoplasm; SUMO activating enzyme complex
Molecular function (GO): SUMO activating enzyme activity
Source: RefSeq, a predicted model, not a curated record